Canis lupus familiaris (dog) is the source of this 2533-nucleotide messenger RNA. It is a transcript of the gene SPATA2L, whose product is annotated as spermatogenesis associated 2 like. The record is from RefSeq and is a predicted model, not a curated record. The coding region runs from base 132 to 1403 and encodes 423 amino acids. NCBI's taxonomy places the organism in Eukaryota, Metazoa, Chordata, Mammalia, Carnivora, Canidae. Gene Ontology annotation, cellular component: cytoplasm. The transcript is spliced from 3 exons.
GCCCGGCACAAGCCCCGUCCCCGAGCGUCACGGCCCAGACCGAUGGGCGGAGCCGCGGGCGGCGGAAGAGCACGGCCGCCGGGAGGUCCGAGCCGAGAGGGGGAGGACGGGGCUCCGCCGGGGACGACAGCAUGGGCAGCAGCUCGCUGUCCGAGGACUACCGUCUGUGCCUGGAGCGCGAGCUGCGGCGUGGGCGCGCGGGCGUGUGCGGGGACCCGUCGCUGCGCGCGGUGCUGUGGCAGAUCCUGGUGGAGGACUUCGACCUGCACGGGGCACUGCAGGACGACGCGCUGGCGCUGCUCUCCGACGGGCUGUGGGGCCGCGCCGACCUGGCCCCCGCGCUGCGCGGCCUGGCCCGCGCCUUCGAGCUGCUGGAGCUGGCCGCUGUGCAUCUGUACCUGUUGCCCUGGAGGAAGGAGUUCACCACCAUCAAGACCUUUUCAGGAGGCUAUGUGCACGUGCUGAAGGGUGCCCUCUCAGAGGACCUCCUCAUACAGAGCUUCCAGAAGAUGGGUUAUGUGCCCAGGGACAACCACCGCCUGAUGAUGGCUGCCCUACCACCUGCCUGCCAACUGGUUCAAGUGGCUCUGGGCUGCUUUGCCCUUCGGCUGGAGUGUGAGAUCCUGGGCGAGGUGCUCGCACAGCUGGGCACCAGCGUGCUGCCAGCUGAGGAGCUGCUGCAGGCACGGCGGGCCAGCGCAGAUGUGGCCUCCUGUGUGGCCUGGCUGCAGCAGCGGCUGGCCCGGGAAGAAGAGCCACCGCCUCUGCCCCCUCGGGGCUCCCCCACGGUCUACCAGACCCAGCUGGACCUAUACCGGGACCUGCAGGAGGAUGAGGGCUCAGAGGAGGCCAGCCUGUACGGCGGGCCCUCCCCAGGCCCCGAUUCACCACCCCCGGAGCUGGCCUGCCAACCUCUGCUCUGGGAACAGAGCGCCAAACUGUGGGGUGCCAGGGGCGGGGCCUGGGAGCCUCUGGGGGAGGCUGAGGUGCUGCCGCAGGCCAGCAGCCCACCCUAUGGGGCCAUGGAGGAGGAGCUGGAGCUGGAGCGGGAGCCUUCCGCCUUCUCCUUCCUCUCCUUGCGACGAGAGCUGCUAAGUCAGCCUGGAGCUGCAGCUGUUACCAAAGCCCCAGGAAGCCCUGGGCGGGCCAGCCCCCAGCUGGUGCAUGGGCCCAGCCCCCAGGCCCUAGGCUACCAGGCACACAGCUGCCUAGCUCCGGGUGCCCUGCCUGCCCUCUGCUGUGACACCUGUCGCCAGCUGCACGCUGCUCAUUGUGGCAGCCUGCCCACCUGCCGUCCAGGCCACGCGCUUCGUGCACUGCUCAGUGAUACACAACGGCGCCUUUGGCUACAGCGUGCACAGGUGGACUCCUUGCUCUAUGACGGGACCGGGGCCCAACCUUAGGCCCAGCCAGGCCCUGAGUCAAAGGCCUUCCAGAGACAGUUUCUGUGGUGCUUCUCUGGACCUCAUCACUCCUCGGGCCUAAGCCUCUGGCCACCCUGCCCCUUGGGGACUCCUGGGCACAGCUCAGUGGGGUCCAGCCUCCCACAGAAAGCUCCUGCCUUGGGAUGGCCAACUCCCUACCCCCUGCACCUAGCAUCCAGGCCCAUAUCCAGACAUGCUCGAUGGAGGAGUCUCCCCACGAGGCCUGUACUACGAAGAGCCCUCUCUUCUUUUUUCACUCCUCCCAUCCCACUCUAGGGGCCCAGCACUCAGCCUGGAAUUCUUGACCCGAUCCCUACAGCUGUGCUUCAGAACGUGUUGCCUCCCUCCAAGUGUCCAGGGGAGAUUCUCCUCAUAGGGGUGUCCCUGGGGGCCUCCAUGUGACUCUGGGUCACUGAGCACCAGUGUGACCAGUCUGGAGGCCCUGCCAGGUACAUGGCUGGCCUAGCCCCUUGCCUAUGGGUGUCCUAAGCCAGGGCUGAACAGGCCAAGGUCUGGCUUGGAACCAGCCCAUAUGCCCUGCUCACAGCUGAACCGGAAAGUUUGGCCCACAAACAGAGAAGACAUGAUCUGAUCUCAAAGCAGAGUGAGGAAGCUCCCAAGAAGUCCAGAGAAUAGGCAGCAGGAAGUAGGAGGUGGGCAGCUUAGUGGACGGGCUGUGUCACUCCCCUUCCGGGUAGAGUGUCAGGCUUCUGAGCAGUCAGCACCCCAGGAGCCACCCUGGAGCUGGCUUUCUGCUGCAUAGGCUCUGGAAGGCAGGGUGGGAGGCCGUGCUUUUCACCAGAGGACUCCCCCAGAUCCAGUAGUAAAGAAGUAGCCAGGCUCGUAGGCAGCCACCUAAGGCAGACUCUCAAGACCAAGGCAGGUGGAGCCCCUUUCUCUGGGGGGGAAGGGGUCCUGGAACUGUUCACCCCCUGGACCACAGGGGACAGGUGCCUAUGUUCUAUGCUGGCCCCUCUUCACUGGGCACACUGCCCUAGACCAUCUAGUCCACUUCCUGUUCUCCCCAGGACUCAGAGAACCACCAUCAUAUCACAUAAAUCAGGACGUUAAAGUUCAUUAAAGGACGCAGACCCUGCUUAUGCCUGUUA